GUUUAACAUCCAGCUCACAGAAUUCCUGAAAAUUUAGCAAGUGGCUCUUGAAAGUAAAUAUGAAUUGGCUCAGCACACUGCUGCUUGAAAUAACUCAACGACUUGUUAAGAGGACUGUAUUCAGAUUUAAAUAUAAAUCUGUUUGCUGUGAUUCCAUUAUAUGCUGAACAGUGCUGAGGAAAUUUGCAUACAUUAUCUUAUUCUCAGAACUCUAUAAAAUAGAUACCAUCACCAUUUUUUUUUUAAUUACUGUAUUCAAAGUCAGGCAUCUAGAAUAUGACAAAACUUAAGAUGUGAGCCCAGGUCAGUGCUCUUUCUACUCACUGCCUUCUGAAACUUAGAGUAUAAAUAAGACAGGAGCAAGAAAAAGGGUAACUGGCACUUAAUUCCUCCAUUUUCCUGAAGUUACUUAGCCCACUCCCACACCUGCUCCACCAUGAACCCAUAAAUUCUGUGCCUCUUUAGACAAAGGGAGUGUCAGUAAUUCUUAAUAACAUUACCAUGGUUACCAAACACAGAGUCCAGUGCUCCAGCCUGGACGUUCCAGAAGAGGACAGGGAGGAGCUGAGAUGUCCUUCUUCAACUUAUGUCUACUGGGAUAUCAAAAUUCUUUUCGGCAAAAGAAAAGGGACAGAACUGAAGAAACAAACCAGAAGGAACUGUUGCCCACUAGACUUCCUCCGAUUACCUCAGAAGAUGAGAAUUAUUCUGUGCACCAGAAUAGCCAUACGAGGUACCAUGAAGCUGUACAAAAGGUCUUGUUAAAGACAUUCCCCAAUCAGGUCUUCCGAGUCCCCUUGACUGAUGCUCAGAACUUCAGCUUCUGGAGGUCCCACGAUCCAGGAGUGCGCCCAGAGGAAACCAUGCCAUGGAUCCGGGGCCCUCGCCACUGCCUCAUCAAAAGCCCAAUGACCAGAUUUAUGGAUCACUCUAUUCUCAAUGACAGAAACUUCAGUCUGUAUUGAGCAGGAUGUGUUUGCAAAAGGACAAGAUGGACUGGAAGGAGGGCAAAGAAGGGAAAAGAGGAAGGUAUCCUGGUUCUGAUGGAUGACUAAUGGGAGGAGGGGAUUGAGGAAGCAGAGUAAACAGAUUGGACUAGAA
Molecule: messenger RNA, 1101 nt
Organism: Pteropus alecto (black flying fox)
Lineage: Eukaryota; Metazoa; Chordata; Mammalia; Chiroptera; Pteropodidae
Gene: SPMIP11
Product: testis expressed 49
Exons: 4
Coding region: 570-965 (131 amino acids)
Source: RefSeq, a predicted model, not a curated record